CGCCUCCUCGGCCUCCCUUGGCAACCGUGCUCUGGGCUGUAGGGCAGGCUCCGCCUCCUCCGCGCAGGACGCAGCCUCGGGCCUGGGCCUCCCAAGAUGCAGCGCGCGGGCGGGAGGUUUGGAGCUUCCUUACUUGGUGCUUGUUUGCGGCGUCGGGGACGCGGCGGCUGCGGGACGCGGGACCUCCAGCUCAGAGGUAGACUCGGCGCUCUGCCUACUCAAUGGCAGUUGCUCUCAUUUCAUUUUUAGGUUUAAAAGCUUCAACUGGAAUCGGUUUGCAUUCGGAAAUUGCACCAACACAAAUCGGACUUGAUAUUGUGGAUUGACUAGCAAAUAAGCAAUGUCAUCUAAUGAACAAGAAAGGCUCUUAUGUUAUAAUGGGGAAGUCCUUGUUUUUUGUUUGUCCAAAGGGAAUUUUGUAGAUAAAGGGCCUGCAAAAAUAACCAUGAUACAUGUCAGAAGAAUGACAUUUGACAGAGGAACAGGAGUAUUUGUUCAGAAGUCCACUGGAUCCUUUAGCAUAAAAGAAGAAUACUCUCAUUUAAAAAUUAUGUGUUGCAACUCUGUUUCAGAUUUCAGAACUGGAAUUAAUCUGCCUUACGUUAUGAUACAGUGCAAUAAAGAGAAUAACAUUUUCAGAUACUUUCUACUAUUUCUUCACAGUACCAAUAAAUUUGAAAAGCGUUUGAGUUUUAGACUAGGCUAUGAAUUGAAAGACAGCAUAAGGGUCCUUAAUGGCCCUUUAGUUUUAUGGAGACAUGUCCAGACAUUCUUCUAUAUCUCUUCCCAAACUGGCAGAGUUGUUACUGUGUCCUUUAACUUUUCCUCUAUUGACUGGGUAGGGGAGAUUGAAAAUCUAGGUAUAGUUUUAUUAGGACUAAAGAGAUAUUAUUUAUCUGAGGAAGGAUGCACCCCGAAGCCUUCGAAAUCAGAUUACGCAACUUGGAAUACCCCAUUUUGUGUAUACUCCCUCGAAAGGGAAGAAGUCCUAAGUGACACGUACCUUAUCCCUCCCGUGUACAGCAGCGUGGUAACUUGUGUGCAUGUCUGCGCAACUGAGAUUGUCGACAACCAAUUGAGACUGUCUCUGAUUGCCCUUACUCAAAAGAAUCAGCUGAUUUCAUUCCAAAAUGGGACUCCUAAAAGUGUGUGCCAGCUUCCAUUUGAAGAUCCUUGUGCAGUUCAUCUUAUGGAUUCAGGUGGAGGAAACCUCCAUUUCAUCGUAUCCUUUAGGUCCAAUGAUGCUUGUGCUGUUAGGGCAAAGAACUUUCAGGUUGUCGAUAAAUGGGAGAAAAUGAGCUCAAUACUGGUAGAUGACUUUCUUGGAACUGGAACUGAACAAGUACUGCUACUUUUUAAAGACUCCUUGAGUUCAGAUUGCCUGAGUUCAUUUAAAAUAACAAACCUUGACAACAUAAACUAUUCAAGCCAACCAGUGGAUUGCAGUCAAGAUGACUUAUUUGACAACGAACAAGAUAAUUGCUCUUUAAUGAUUCCACCUCUGGAAAGAAGAUUGAAAGUUGGUUUCGUUUCUAUUCAGGAAUUACAGCAAAAUCUCUUGCUUAAGGAAAAAAUUCUAUCAAAAUCUUACAAAGCUUUUACAAACCUUUUUCAAGGGAAAGAUGAUAGUACACCAAGUGCAAAGGAGGACUAUCUUGUUACUCUUUGUGGCAAAGAAGAAAAUCCUGUCUGUACCUCUGAUGAAAAGUUGUCAGAAAAUUUUCAAGAUUCAAAACAGUUAGUAGAGAAGAUAUGGUAUCGUGUAAUAGAAGAUAGCUUGGUUGUUGGCGUGAAAACCACAUCUUCUUUGAAGGUGUCCCUGAGUCACGUGACUUUAUCACUGUCAAUGCAUCGAGCCUGUAACUCCAGCUUUCCAGGUAUUAAGUGUCAAAAUAGGGUGCUCCAGUUGAAUAGGAAUUCUUCCCCACCACCAUGCCUAGUGCCGUAUGAAGUACGAUCAGAGGUAAAAAGAAUCAAGUUGAGUGUUGAUAGUGAGCAAGAGGAAGAGAAGAAGGAAAGCCUUGUUUGUGAGCAGCCCUCUGAGAAAGACUGCGUACAGAUGAUUACUGCUGUGACAUCUCUUUCGCCGCUUUUAGCAUUCAGUAAUUUUUGUUGCAUAGUGCUGCUACAAAUUAGAGAGAGAGAGAAUGCGAACUAUUCCAAAGUUCAUUAUGUUCACUGUGGCAGAAUUUUUUUAAGUCUAGAAGAUCUUUCAAGUGGGAAAUACCUGCUGACAUUUCCAAAGAAGAAACCUUUAGAACACAUGGAAGAUCUCUUUGCACUUCUUGCUGUGUUGCACAGAGCUUGUUUUCAGAUUACAUCACGCAGCUAUGCUCUGACUUCAGUGAAGUCAUGGCUCCUAGAGCACAUGGAAUGUGAAGUAAUCAAGGAAUUUCCAGAAGUUUGCUUUUGCAAAAGGCCAGGAAAUUUCUAUGGAACAUUCUUCAGCUGGAAAGAAAGAACACCAUUUGAAGGGAUUUUAAUAGUCUACUUCAGGAAUCAGACAGUUUUGUUCCAGUGCCUUCAUAAUCUCAGCAGAGUUCUCCCUGUAAACAGUUUCUUCAAAAAUCUAAAAUUAGGAAGCGAAGAUAUCCUAAUUGAUCAUUUGACGUUAGCUUUGGAGAAGGAAUUGGUUACCCUUGGUUCUCUUUCUUCUGCCUCAGCUAAGGUUGAGAGCAACUUGGUACAGAGCUCUGAAGCAAGCGAAGAAAAGAGUAGUAAUGUGGCUGCUUCAUCAGACAGAGAGGAACGCAUCCAUCUCUACAGAGAAGAACUUCAGAGAGAAAAGCAGCAAACAUUGGGGACGAACCUAAAUGUGAGUGGUGCCCUUUACAGAGAAAUGACUUUGAAAUUAGCUGAGGUUCAGCUGAAAUCAGACCUUGCUGCCCAGAAACUGACUGAUUUAUAAUUACCGUCUCAAUUUGGUUAUAUUUUAGAAUAAUUUUUCCCUUCCAGAAUGUUUUGGUUCUACUCGUUUUCAUUUUCCUUGAUAGGCCUGCUCUGCAAAAAUAAAGAUUGAGGUUUAUUGUAGGA
This is a messenger RNA of Sus scrofa (pig), 3033 nucleotides long. It is a transcript of the gene FANCB, whose product is annotated as FA complementation group B. Gene Ontology annotation, cellular component: Fanconi anaemia nuclear complex. The record is from RefSeq and is a predicted model, not a curated record. Gene Ontology annotation, biological process: replication-born double-strand break repair via sister chromatid exchange; negative regulation of double-strand break repair via homologous recombination; interstrand cross-link repair. Lineage: Eukaryota; Metazoa; Chordata; Mammalia; Artiodactyla; Suidae.